AUGUUAUAAAAUGAUUAAGUAAAUUAAUUUAGAUUAAUAAAUAUUUUAUAAUGUCAUUUAUUGUUAUUUAAUGUUUUAAUAAAAUUGAAACAUUCUAAUACUAAAGGUAUAAAUUUGUUAGAUUAAUUAAACCAUGAGGUAUAUUUAAUUAAAACAAUAAACAGUGAAAUUUAAAGGAUCUUUAUGAUAGGAGGGGUUUCAUAAAUUGUAAAGAAAAUGAAAAGAAUUAAACAAAAAUACCUUGUCAGAGAUAAAUAUACGGAGAAGAACUUAAAAAAUUUUAAAUGUUAUUUAAUUUUAAAGUUUAUUUGGUUAUUAUUAACAAUAAUGAUGAAUUUUAAUGGUUUUAAUACUGAAAGAAUGUUUACUGGCCGUGGAGAACUUACAAAACCUGAAACUCAUCAAUAUGCAGAAGAAGAGUCUCCAGAGAAUUCUUAAGUUGAAGGGUUUGAUAUGAUGUGGAAGAAGCAUUCUUUAUAGAUUUUUUGUACUGCCAUCAAAUUUAUGAUAAAGUUAAGGACAUCGUUAGAUUAAUAUAGACUAAGAAAAAUUACUCAUAGAAUAUAUUAAAUAAUUGGAGAUAAAGCAUCAGAUUAUUUUUAUUAUUAAGUAAAAGGUUUAGUUAAUUAAAAAUGGACAUUCCAAUCCUAUAUCAAAAGUUUGUUGAUAUAUAAUUUUUGGGUUGAGAUGUAAAUUGGAGUCAUUAAACCAGAUAGCAAAAUUAAAUUAUUAGUCGAUUGCACUAUUCUUAUUUUAAUUGUAAUGAAUAUUUUCUAUAUUCCAAUGUAACUCUCAUUUUCAUUAUAGAAUAAUGCUUAAACUGUUGAUUUUUUAUUUAGUACAAUACCAAGUUGGGUAUUUUUGAUGGAAAUUAUUAUUAAUUUUAACACCGCUUAUUAUUAUAAGGGAAUGAUACAUGAAGAUAGAACUAAAAUAUUCUAACAUUAUAUUAAAGGAGAUUUCUUUAAGGAUUUAUUGGUUGUUAUACCUUUUCUUAUAUCAUAAUAUGAUAUUCCUUAUCUUAAUUUUGUAUUACUAUUAAGAAUUACAAGAGUUAAUAAGAUUUUUGAAUAAAUUGAGGAAAUAACUUUAAUUAGAGAAAAAUUUGCAGCUCCAAUAGAUGUUAUGAAACUUAUGAUAUUUUUAAUUUUUGUAGCACAUGUUAGUGGUUGUUCAUGGCAUUAUAUAGGUAUUUAAGAAGUUUUCGAAAAUAACACAGGUUGGUUAGUUAAAUAUGGUUAUUCUGAAAAAGAUUGGAUUUCAAGAUAUGUUGUAUCACUUUAUUUUGGUACUGUAACAUCUUUUACUGUUGGUUUUGGAGAUAUUGUACCAUAAACAUUAGUUGAAUAAGUUUUCUUAAUUAUUAUGGUUUUGAUUACUUCACUUGUUUUUGGUUAUACAAUUUCAUCAAUAUAAAAUAUAUUUGGAUAAUUAAGGGAGAAAACUGAUUAACAUCGUAAUAAAAUGGCUAAAAUUAAUUCAUAUAUGAAGAAAAAUAGAAUAAAUCUUGUUCUUCAAAUGAAAAUUAGAAAAUAUUUUGAAUAUUUCUUUACUUUAGAUGAAAGUCCAGAAUUACUUAUGGAUAAUUUAAAUGAUGAUUUGAAAAUAGAAUUAAAACUUAGUAUUUAUAAACCAAUUAUAAACAAAUGUUCACUCUUUAAAAAAUUUGAUGAAAAUCUAUUAUAUUAAUUAUGUAGAAUUGUUUAAACAUAAAAAUUUAUUCCAGGUUAAAUGAUUUUUUAAGAAAAUGAUUAAAUAAAUAAAGCAUAUUUCAUUAUCUAGGGAGAAGUUGAUAAAUAAAUUAAUAAAAUCUCAAUCCAAUAGCAAUCAGAAGGAUCUCUUGGAAUUAUGGAGUUUUUACUAUAAAAACCUAUACAUUAUUCAUUGAAAGCUACUCAAUUUACUGAAAUUGCUUAUAUAGUUUAUGAUGUAUUAAUAUAAUUUCAAUCAUUAGGAUUUUAUAACAAUCAUAAAAGAAAAAUAAUCUCAUCAAGAAUAAUAUUUUUAAAUGAAGGAUGAAUUACUUUAUCAAACCCAUUAAAUGAAAUGUGAAAUUUGCUCAUAAUUUCAUCAUUUUUUAAGAUGUCCUAUUGUAUUUUAUAGACCUUCUACUAAUCUUGUAGUUUGUGAUUAAAGUGACACUAUAAUAUAACCUAGAUAUAAACAUAAAAGAAGAUAAAAAAUUAAAUAAUCUACUUUAGUUUCAACACAAUAUAAUCUUUCUGCUGCUGUUAAUUAUAUGUGUGAUAAUGAUUUAUUAAAUGAAGGUAUUAAUGAUACUGUACUCAAAAAAUUUGGUUAUGUUGAUUAGGAAGAGAAAUAAUAAACUAUAGAAGAUGUCAAACUUAGGUCUUUGAAAGUUAUUUAAAAAUUACAAGAACAUCAUGCUCAUACUCCAAAAAUGAAAAGAAUGAUAUAUAAAAAUAUUAUGAAAAAGGAUGAUCAUAAAUUUAUUCUAAGUAAAGAAGAAUCAAUUUUAGAAAAUAUGUAUUAAGAAUUUAUUAAUUUUAAAAAAGAAGAUCUUAAUAAUUUUGAUUUGCAUAUGGAAUUUUCACAUUAUCAUAAAGAAAAAAAUUUAAGUUAAGUUCUUUAAAUAUUUUCUAAAUAAUAACGCUAUAAACCAAAAGAACAAUUUUUUAGUAAAACAAGAUUAGGUAAAACUAAAUAAUUAAACUCUCAUAAUUCAACUUAAAAUAUUUUAAUUACAAACAAUCACACAAUUAUGAAAACUAUAUUUAAUAAAAAAUGA
Molecule: messenger RNA, 2749 nt
Organism: Paramecium sonneborni
Lineage: Eukaryota; Ciliophora; Oligohymenophorea; Peniculida; Parameciidae
Source: the annotation of a GenBank genome assembly